Magnolia sinica is the source of this 2003-nucleotide messenger RNA. RefSeq names its product glucose-6-phosphate 1-dehydrogenase, cytoplasmic isoform. The record is from RefSeq and is a predicted model, not a curated record. Gene Ontology annotation, cellular component: cytosol. Gene Ontology annotation, molecular function: NADP binding; glucose-6-phosphate dehydrogenase activity. Lineage: Eukaryota; Viridiplantae; Streptophyta; Magnoliopsida; Magnoliales; Magnoliaceae. Gene Ontology annotation, biological process: glucose metabolic process; pentose-phosphate shunt, oxidative branch. Bases 173 to 1747 code for a protein of 524 amino acids. The transcript is spliced from 16 exons.
GACAGUGAAAGCUGGUAAGUAGACGGAGAGAGUAGGUGAGCAGCAGCAACAGUUCUCUCUAUAUAAAAGCCAACGAUUCCCCCCCUUUUUUUCUCCCUCUGUCAUCUCCUCUUCCAAGAUCGCUGCGAAAAGGUUGAACAGACAGUGACCAUAUACCCACCAGAUAAUUGCAAUGGGAUUGGGUGGGUCCUCUUCGACAUCAUCGGUUGAAUCCCCAGGGAAAAACAGUUUUAGGAGUGACUCCUUCUCAGAAGGAAAAGACUCUGAAAGUGUACUAGAGAAAGGGUGUCUCUCUAUUGUUGUGCUUGGUGCUUCAGGAGACCUUGCCAAGAAAAAGACAUUCCCAGCACUAUUCCAUCUUUACCAGCAGGGAUUCUUACAACCAAGUGAAGUUUACAUAUUUGGGUAUGCACGCACAAAGAUUUCGGAUGAUGGUUUAAGAGACCGGAUACGUGGACAUCUUAGUCAAGGCAAUGGAACAUCCAGUCACUCCGAAAAUGUGUCAGAGUUUCUGCAAUUGAUCAAAUAUGUCAGUGGUUCUUAUGAUACCGAAGAGGGUUUCCGGUUGUUGGAUAAGGAAAUCUCAGAGCAUGAAAUAUCGAAAAACAGCCAAGAAGGCUCCUCUCGAAGGCUCUUUUAUCUAGCACUGCCUCCAUCCGUUUAUCCAUCUGUCUGCAAAAUGAUUAGAAAUUAUUGCAUGAAUCGAUCUGAUCUUGGUGGAUGGACUCGGAUUGUUGUUGAGAAGCCUUUCGGCAAGGAUUUGAGUACUGCAGAAGAUCUGAGUGCUCAGCUGGGAGAGCUGUUUGAUGAACCACAGAUUUAUCGUAUUGACCAUUACUUGGGAAAGGAAUUGGUGCAGAAUUUGUUGGUGCUUCGUUUUGCAAAUCGCUUUUUUUUGCCCCUCUGGAACCGCGAUAACAUUGACAACAUACAGAUAGUGUUCAGGGAGGACUUUGGGACUGAAGGCCGGGGUGGAUAUUUUGAUGAAUAUGGAAUCAUUCGAGACAUCAUUCAAAAUCAUCUCUUGCAGGUUCUUUGUCUGGUUGCCAUGGAGAAGCCCGUGUCUCUUAAACCGGAGCACAUCCGGGAUGAGAAAGUGAAGGUUCUUCAAUCUGUCCUACCCAUAUCAGAUGAAGAGGUUGUUCUUGGACAGUAUGAGGGCUACAAAAACGAUCCAACUGUUUCAAAUAACUCGAACACCCCUACGUUUGCAACUGUGGUUCUUCGAAUACACAAUGAAAGAUGGGAAGGUGUUCCUUUUAUAAUGAAGGCUGGAAAAGCAUUAAAUUCAAGGAAAGCAGAAAUUCGUGUUCAAUUUAAGGACGUUCCUGGUGAUAUCUUCAAAUGUAAAAAGCAAGGUAGAAAUGAAUUUGUUAUACGCUUGCAGCCUUCGGAAGCCAUGUACAUGAAACUUACGGUCAAGAAACCAGGUCUAGAAAUGUCAACUAUACAAAGUGAACUAGACUUGUCUUAUAAGCAACGCUACCAAGGAGUGACGAUUCCUGAGGCGUAUGAACGAUUAAUUCUGGACACAAUUCGAGGAGAUCAACAGCAUUUUGUCCGCCGAGAUGAAUUAAAGGCGGCAUGGGAGAUUUUCACUCCUUUACUACAUAGGAUUGAUGAAGGUAAAAUGAAGCCACUUGCCUACAAACCAGGCAGCCGCGGCCCGGUGGAGGCAGAUGAGCUGCUUGCAAAAGCUGGUUAUGUGCAAACACAUGGCUAUAUAUGGGUACCGCCUUCUCUGUAAUGACAUGAUGGCCUUUGCUUUGAUGUGAUAAUCGUAACUCCUUUUUCUAGAUGAGCGGGCACAUAUAACAAAAAUCUCUAUAUAAAUAUGUAAUAAGAAGCCCGAACAGCUUAUCCAUCCCACUUUUCAGAAGAGAGAAGAUGAUGCAGUUUGUAUUAGUGAUAUGUAAUGUAACAUUAUCCUAUUUUUUUUGAAUGUUGUGGGCAUUUGACCUUAAAAGUUUUUAUCAUUAGGAAAUAAGUUGCACCUUACUGCA